AUGAUCCUAACUAACCUCCAGGCACUUGCGACACUCCUCGAUGAUCCCGAUUACAACUGGAAAACCAUUAUAAUCGGGUUUGCGACCGCCCAGUUUGCCUUUGAGAAUUACCUCACCGUCCGCCAGUUAGGUGUCUUGACGAAGGACCAGCCGCCGCAGACGCUCCGUGCUGAUAUUUCCCAAGAAACCUUUGAAAAGUCCCAGGCAUACUCACGCGCAAAGGCCAAGUUUUCCAUCUUUAAUAGCGUCUAUAGCUACAUUCAGAACUACCUCUUCAUCACCUAUAACGCCAUGCCGGUGAUGUGGUUCUUUUCGGGCGAGCUUUUGCGCGCGCUUUCGCCCGUACUUCCCGCCUCCUUCUCUGGGGAAAUCUCCCAGUCGGUGGUGUUCUUUACAGUCUUCUCUAUCUUUGGCUCCGUCGUCUCCUUGCCGCUCUCGUACUUCCAGAACUUUGUGUUGGAGGAAAAAUACGGCUUCAACAAGCUUACCGUCGGCUUGUGGCUCUCGGACGCUGUGAAGGGCUUGGCAUUGUCGUUUGUGCUUGGCUCGCCGUUAUUAGCGGGUUUCUUGAAGAUCAUCCAGUACUUUGGCGACCGCUUCAUCUUCUACGUGUGGGUGUUCAUCUUUGUGGUGCAGGUUGUGAUGAUUGCCAUCUACCCGACAGUCAUUCAGCCAAUGUUCAACAAGUUGACACCAUUGGCCCCAGGUGCGCUCAAGGACUCCAUCGAAAAGUUGGCUCUAAAGAACAAGUUCCCGUUGUCGAAGUUGUACGUCAUUGACGGCUCUAAGCGCUCGUCGCACUCCAACGCCUACUUCUAUGGCAUGCCGUGGUCUAAACAGAUCGUCAUCUUCGACACCUUGAUCGAAACCUCCACCGUGAGCGAAACCACUGCCGUCUUGGCGCACGAGAUUGGACACUGGGCCUUGUCGCACACCACCCAGAUGUUGGUCAUUGCCCAAUUGCACUUGUUGUUCAUGUUGACCUUGUUCUCUAUCUUCAUCCAUAACCAGUCGUUGUACGUUUCUUUUGGUUUCUUGAGUCAGACCCCAAUCUUGAUCGGCUUCUUGUUGUUCAACGACAUCUUGCAGCCGUUGGACUGCGUGAUUUCGUUCUUGAUGAAUGUCUUGUCACGUAAAAACGAGUACGAGGCGGACGCUUACGCCGUGAAAUUGGACUACGCCACCGACUUGGCUAGAGCCUUGAUCAAAUUGCAGAUCGAAAACUUGAGCAGCAUGGAGGCGGACUGGUUGUACUCCGCGUAUCACUACUCCCAUCCGUUGUUGAGCGAGAGAUUGAAGGCGAUUGGGUAUGUAGCCAAGGAGAAGGUGAAGAAGGAGGAGUAG
This is a messenger RNA of Babjeviella inositovora NRRL Y-12698, 1344 nucleotides long. RefSeq names its product zinc metalloprotease (gene STE24). Lineage: Eukaryota; Fungi; Ascomycota; Pichiomycetes; Serinales. Gene Ontology annotation, biological process: CAAX-box protein processing. Gene Ontology annotation, cellular component: endoplasmic reticulum membrane. Gene Ontology annotation, molecular function: metalloendopeptidase activity. The transcript has a single exon. The record is from RefSeq and is a predicted model, not a curated record. Bases 1 to 1344 code for a protein of 447 amino acids.